ACACCGGCCUCUUGCCUCCGCCUUUGUACUUUUUAAUGGGGGUCCUUCCCUUGGGCUGCUCUGACCUAAUUUUCAAAAACAACAACAGUUGAGAGCAAUGCCUUGUGAUGGUCUAAUCCCAAGCCGGUGACCCUUCAAAGCUCCUCUGCCUGGAAUUUCCUUCCUUGCGCCACUCUGGACCCAUUUGCUGGCUGAGCCGGUCGGUCUCUUUGCGGACAAGAUCUUCAGGGGAGCACGCUGCACUUACUGGACCUCUUUUUGGCCUUAUCCGGUGUGUGGAUCGAAUCAGCCAUGACUUCGGUGCCUGGCACUUUCAGGGUUGUCUCUGAGGAGGAGCAAGCCUUGCGUUUGAAACUCGAGCGGUUGACCACCAAGGACCACGGCCCAGUCUUUGGGAAAUGCAAGAGCAUCCCAGCACAUACCUUGCAAAAGGCCAAAGAUGAACUGAACGAGACACCAGAGAAGAAGGAAUCUGCUCUGAAAGAGCUGCAAGACCUGAUCCGAGAAAGAGCUGAGGGAGGAGACGAUAUCUGCAAAGCAGUGGCCGAGAAAGUGAAGGAAAAAGACAGUGCGUUCUUGCUGUGCUUCAUCCGGGCCCGCAAAUUUGAUGUCAGCAGGGCUUACGACCUGCUUAAAGGCUACGUCAACUUCCGCCAGCAGUAUCCGGAGCUUUUUGAGAACCUGACGCCAGAGGCUGUGCGCAGUACCAUCGAGGCGGGCUACCCAGGCAUUCUGUCCAACAGGGAUAAGUACGGGCGGAUCGUGCUGCUCUUCAACAUCGAGAACUGGGACUACGAAGAGAUCACCUUUGACGAGAUUCUCCGUGCCUACUGUGUCAUCCUGGAGAGGCUGCUGGUGAAUGAGGAGACUCAAAUCAACGGUUUCUGCAUUGUUGAGAACUUCAAGGGCUUCACCGUUCAGCAGGCUUCUGGCAUCAAACCUUCAGAACUGAAGAAGAUGGUGGACAUGCUGCAGGAUUCCUUCCCAGCCCGUUUCAAAGCCGUCUAUUUCAUCCACCAGCCUUGGUAUUUCACGACAACCUACAACGUGGUCAAACCUUUCCUGAAGAACAAGCUGCUGGAAAGGGUCUUUGUGCCACGGGUGACGGGCAUUCCAAUCUCUUUCUACCAAAGAGAUUCGAUCCUGGAGUAUGUCUCACAGCAGGAUUUUUUGGGGGGGCAACCUGCCCAAAUACGAUGGCAAAGACACAGCUGAGAAACUUUUUGGGCCCCGGCUGGACGGCGAAGACACAGCUCUCUGAGUUUGAAAAAACAGCCUCCUAGUCUACAAAAUGGAGCCAGUGGUGGCCACUGAACCCGUAGUGUUGCUUAAAAAGUUCCAUCAUGAUAAUAAAACUCCCGGAUGUUCAUCUUCUCACAUUUCUUGACUCUUCUGCCACCAGCGAACUCUGCAGUUUCAAAACUUCGAAGGAAACUUCUCUCCUUUUUUUCCACCUGUCCUCUGUCACUGGAAACCAGAAAAGCUAGUGAGAAAUGUCUGUGGUGGGAAAGCCAAGAGCAAAAAAGAGGCGGAACUGUUGGUGGUUUGUCUGCCUUGAAUCGAAGUGCCUAGGUAGUUCAGGAGCUAAGAAAUGCCUUUCCCCCUUACAUUUACUGGUAUGUCUAAUGAAUAAGGGCAAGCAGGAAAACAUAGCAGCUACAGUUACGUGUUUGAGAGUCGCAGGAGCGAUUGUGCAGAAAGGAAGGAAGGGGGAAAUGAAGAGACCCCACGGAAGGACCAAAGUGUGCCCUUCAACGGCAGGGGCCGUCCAGUUCACUGCAAGAACAUCCAGCAAAGAGCUGUUUCAGUUUUAAAACAAAAUAAACACAGGCAAAUGA
Molecule: messenger RNA, 1838 nt
Organism: Sphaerodactylus townsendi
Lineage: Eukaryota; Metazoa; Chordata; Lepidosauria; Squamata; Sphaerodactylidae
Gene: RLBP1
Product: retinaldehyde binding protein 1
Exons: 8
Coding region: 292-1215 (307 amino acids)
Cellular component (GO): membrane
Molecular function (GO): phosphatidylinositol bisphosphate binding
Source: RefSeq, a predicted model, not a curated record